Messenger RNA from Pisolithus orientalis, 255 nucleotides. RefSeq lists its product as uncharacterized. The record is from RefSeq and is a predicted model, not a curated record. The annotation marks the transcript as partial. Lineage: Eukaryota; Fungi; Basidiomycota; Agaricomycetes; Boletales; Pisolithaceae. The transcript has 2 exons.
GGUGUUUCCAAAGAGGACGUUGAGGACUUCUGGCUCAGCGAGCGCCCGAAGCUGUUUAACCCGCCUGAGAUCAUCAAGAUCCUCAAGUAUGAGCAAGCUCAUGCUCAUGAGGUCGUCUCCAACGCUCUUGUCGAUUCUGGUUUCAUCGUCGCGUCAUUCGAUGGGAUGACUACUUCCGAAACCCUCAUGGAGGUCUUCACGAGCGAGGAGUACCGCAAGACUGUCGGGGCCGAGUCCAUGAAGAACUUCGAACGU